AUGAGCGAGAGCACCGCUGAGCUGCAGCGGGCCAGACGCCGCUACAAAGCGCUUGUUCGCGAGCGGGGGUCGCUAGCGAGCUCUGGCGCCAGCGAUCCUGUGGUCGAGGAGGAAAUCCGCAAGCUAGAGGAAAAGUACGCAGAGCUGAAGCCGCAUUCGCCGCCACCCCUGCCGGACCACCGCGCUGCGAUAUCUGCACCUGUCGCACCUUCCGCCACUAGCGAGGAGGUUGCAAAGCCGUCGUUGGCUAUGGCACCCUCUGCCUCCCCGUCGACCGAACUGCACCCCGCACCCUCCAUGCCGCAGCCGUGCGCUCCGAUGGACGAGGUGUGCGUUGAGGCUGUGAAUGCAGAUCAGCAGGCUCGCGCGGCACAAUCGAGGGCCGGCGCGCAGCUUCCGGCCAAGCUCGGCAGCCACCUUGCUCUCUUCUUCCUCCGGUUGUUCAACGAAGCACACCAAAAAUCGCUCCUCGGCUGCUGGAACUGCGCAGCCAUCGCAGCCCUUUCGAUCGCCGUCGCCGUGUUGCACUGCACGGUGCUUGACCCGUCGUCUACAACCGGCUCCCUCAUCACGCCUUCUUUUUUGUGUUGCCUCGUGCACGCCAACAAUCUUGCAUCCCUGUACACGCAGCACAGACGACGGCUGAAUGUUCCCAUGCUCGUUGUGUACGUCUGCUUGGACGCUGUUCCAUCACUUGCGCUCGAUUUGGUCGUCUACAACCUUUCCUUGACGCUGAUGGGGUUCUGCGGCCUUCACCCAGCGUCCUUUGUUUGCUAA
Molecule: messenger RNA, 777 nt
Organism: Leishmania major strain Friedlin
Lineage: Eukaryota; Euglenozoa; Kinetoplastea; Trypanosomatida; Trypanosomatidae
Exons: 1
Coding region: 1-777 (258 amino acids)
Source: RefSeq, a predicted model, not a curated record